This is a messenger RNA of Pteronotus mesoamericanus, 690 nucleotides long. RefSeq names its product clarin 3 (gene CLRN3). The record is from RefSeq and is a predicted model, not a curated record. The transcript is spliced from 3 exons. NCBI's taxonomy places the organism in Eukaryota, Metazoa, Chordata, Mammalia, Chiroptera, Mormoopidae. The coding region runs from base 1 to 690 and encodes 229 amino acids.
AUGCCAACGACAAAGAAAACACUGACGUUCUUAUCGAGCUUCUUGACCAGUUUCGGGGCUUUCGUGGGGGUGUGCGCCAUGCUGGGCACCCACGAAUGGGUGCGCAGCACCAUCGCUGUUAGCGUUUCUUCUUCCAACGGCAGCAUCAUCAUCACCUACGGACUCUUUCGUGGCCGGAGCACCCAAGAGCUGAGCGGUGGGCUUGGGGAAGGAGACAAAGCUUUUGAAGUUUUAGGGACACUGGACGAUUCUUCCCCCAAGACUCUGCAUUCGGUGGUUAUCGUGUUUCUGGCCCUCAGUUUGUCCACCACGCUGCUGAGCUCUGGGUUCACCUUCUACAACAGCAUCAGCAACCCCUAUCAGACGUUCCUGGGGCCGCUGGGGGUGUACACCUGGAGCGGGCUCAGCGCAUCCUUCGCUUUCCUGACCUUGGUGCUGUUUGUGGGGAACGUGCAAUCCAAUCACCUCUCAGAGGAGCUGGCCCAGGCGCUGUACCCGCUUUAUCCGUCCUCCGCUCACGGAGAGAAGACCCACCGCUACGGGUACUCAUUUUGGCUCACACUGCUCGUCAUCCUGCUGGAUGUCGUCACUGCGGUCAUCGUCGUUUUCUACCAGAAGGCCAGGCACAAGCGGAAGCAGGAGCAGAGCAAGCCGAUGGAAUACGCUCCAAGGGAUGGGAUUUUAUUCUGA